Wickerhamiella sorbophila is the source of this 2346-nucleotide messenger RNA. RefSeq lists its product as hypothetical. Gene Ontology annotation, molecular function: protein phosphatase activator activity. Gene Ontology annotation, cellular component: nucleoplasm; protein phosphatase 4 complex. Gene Ontology annotation, biological process: DNA damage response; protein dephosphorylation. The transcript has a single exon. The record is from RefSeq and is a predicted model, not a curated record. Bases 1 to 2346 code for a protein of 781 amino acids. NCBI's taxonomy places the organism in Eukaryota, Fungi, Ascomycota, Dipodascomycetes, Dipodascales, Trichomonascaceae.
AUGACCGCCAAAGAUGGCGGCAGUAACCGCAAUAGCGAAGGCGGUUCACGGGACGUGCAGCAGCUCGAAGGCAGCAGGAGCACUCUUCUGACGAAUCCCACGCAGCGGUGGCGCGUCAAGCUCUAUCAGCUGGAUAAUGGCGACUGGAACGACCAGGGCACUGGGCUGUGCUGGGGGGUUGUUUCCGACAACACGGCCACGAUUAACGUUGAAGACGAGUCCGAGUCCGGCACAAUGCUUUUGGAGACGACCGUAGCCAGCAAUUCCCGCUAUCAGCGCCACAAUGCGCUUAUCAUUUGGAAGAUCGACGACGUCGAGCUUGCUUUGAGCUUCCAGGAGGUCCUGGGCUGCAUCACGCUCUGCGAAUUCCUGGUCCACGUCCACCAGUCAAUUUUACCCUCGGUCCAGCUGCUCAGUUGCUCUAAUACCCCGGACGGUGCCGCGGAUCUUUCCGAACUCAUCACCUCUCUGCUCCCGCCUCUGCCCACCCAGUCGAAUCUCGCGCUCGUCAACGAGCUUUUGGCCCAGGCCUCUGAAACACAGUACGGACACGAAGCAGUUGUCGCGUACUUUACGCAUUGCGAUUACCCGCGCUACAUUGUUGAUCUGUUUCAGUCGACCAAAUCAGACCCAGCCCUCAGCUCGAACGAGCGUCUAAAAAUACUCUACGCACUAAGCACCCUUGUCAAGCAAAUAUUGCUGUUUGGUGAGUCUUCCUUGUUGGAAUUAUUACUUGAAGACAAGUAUUUCACCGCCGCUCUCGAUGUCAUGGAGUACGACGAGGAGUUCGGUCGCAAAAAGGCAAACUACCGCUAUUUUUUCGAGAAACAAGCGCGUUUCCGUCAAGUCGUACCUAUCAACGACGAAGUGAUUAUAGAGAAAAUCCAGAAAACUUUCCGUCUCCAGCUGCUCAAAGACGUUGUGCUCGCCAGACUCAUGGACGACACGUCGUUUCACAUGAUCUCCUCCUUGAUUUUCUUGAAUCAAAUCGACAUCAUUGUGUGGAUGCAGUCGACUCCCGAGUUUUCAAAUGCGCUGUUUGGCUUAUUCGACGCAAAAAAUGGUCCAUUGGAGGAAACCGAGGCUCGUGAUGAAGGACUCCAGUUCACCGCCCAUUUGACUGCAACUUCCAGACCAUUUCAACCCACUCAAAGAGUCACCCUAUACCUCAUCAUGGUUGAGAAUGGGCUUUUUUCUGUUUUAAACUACGGACUGGCCCACUCAAACCGCCAAAUGCGCAAUUUGGCUUUGGACAUUGUUGGAACUAUUCUUGAAGCAGAUGCUAACGUCGUUUGGGUAGACUCCGCUCACAGAUACAAUGCACCAGUGAUCAAUGGCUUGAUGAAUAUUUUCAAUAAUGACAAUGACCCGCGACUGAGGCGACAAGCUUGCGAUGCUCUUAAAGCUUUGCUUGAAUCGCCCAUCGGGCCAGCCAGCGAACCUGAAGUCCUCUUUUAUGAAGAAACUGCGCCUGUGCUGUUUGAGGGCAUUGUCAAGAGAUUCUCAGAAGACCCUAAAUCGGCCCAUUAUUUCGAGCUCGCCCUCGAAUUGCUCGGCUUUUGUCUGAGAAAGCGGCCCUCUUCAACGACCGCCAUAAUUGAAAACUUGGACUUAUUCGGCAUCGUCUCCCAACUCAUCGCGUCUCCACCAUCAAAGUCCACACUCCUGGCUAGUCUCCGCUGUGUGCGUAACUUUUUGAUUGCCGCCGAUGCCGACAAAGUCAUGCUACUCACCCCACCCAAUGGCUGCCUUAGCCAAGUCCUGAAAACAAUGGCCAACCUAGGCAAUGUGAACAAUGCGGUUCAUUCAAGUGGCCUGGAGUUGCUUAUGAUGAUUUCGCCUAGCACAGAAGACAAAUUCGCCCGCCUACGGCGCUGGCUGGCUGCCCAACCUGAGCUGGCUCAGUUGAGUUAUAUUUCUUGUACCCAUUCAAUUGUUGUGUCACCCUCGGAACCUGCAUCAAACGGAGAAACAAGUGAAGACGAAGACCUGCCCAAAAAGCGCCCUGUGGAAGAAGAGCAGAUCACCCCCAGCAAACGGGUCCGCGAUUCCAAAGCAUCCAGACUCUCAAACCCCCAGGCGUCACCGCGCCGCUCACAUUCAUUGCCCAUCGCUUCUUCACCGCCAGAAACACCACCCCGCCUUUCGCCAGAAACACCAUCUCCUCGCCGGGCUGUCCGCAUUAUGUCCACUCCGCCGGCCACGCGUCAAGCGUCCACCCACGAGACGAUGCUCAAGAUGGGCUCGGAUGACGUGCCUGGCCCAGGCACUCCGCGGCCCAGGGAACGCCAGAACCUCCAAAAGAGACUUGUGGCGGCAAAAAAGUUCAUGUUGAACCGCAUGUAA